AUGGUCAAAGGCUUGCUCACCUCCGUGCUGCUUUCCGGAAGCCUUGCGUUUUCCGCGCUUGCGGCGGGUCCCUUCCCAGGCCAGAUCAAGAACCUCGUCACGUUCGGCGACUCCUACACAGACGUUAACGGGCAUGCAGACGGCGGGAUCGUGUGGCCCGUAUACGCUGCGCAAGACGGGCACUUCAAGCUCUUCCCGUUCGCGAAGUCCGGCGCGACGUGCUCAAACAACCUCACGAACCGCCCAUUCCCCUCCGUGUUCGAGAGCCAGCUCCCGCUCUUCUUCGCGGAAAAGGCGAAUGGGUCUUUGAAGCUCGACCCCGAGGACACGAUCUACACGCUGUGGAUCGGCACGAACGACGUCGGCGCGGGCGCGCUCCUGACGGGCUCGCAGACGCCUGGUGUCAGCAUCGUCGAUACGGUGACCUGCGCGGUGAACUGGGUGAAGGUGAUGUACGCGGCCGGCGCGCGGAACUUCAUCUUCCAGAACAUGAUCCCCUUGGAGCACUCCAUACUCUACUCGGCGAACUCGUACCCCAACCGCUACUGGACGGGCCCGCGCAACACGACCGAGUGGAGCGUCUUCAUGGCUGAACUGACAAAGUCGGGCAACGCAAUCGCCGACGGGCUGCUGAGGGCCCUUACGCCUAAGCUGCAUGGCGCGCAUCUCGGUCUUUUCGACUCGCACGCGCUCUUCACGGACAUGCUGACCCGGCCGCAGCUGUACUUGAACGGCACCGCGCCGCUGAACGUCACUGGGGCCGUGCACGCGUGCGUCUUCAAGGAGGGCGAGUCGACGGGCGACCCGGGCGUGUGCACCGAUGCUACUGGGACGGACGCUGACAGUUUCCUUUGGUUCGACGAGUUGCAUCCUUCCGAGCAAGCUGACCGCAAGCUCGCGGAGAUUAUGACUGCUACCAUCCAGAGGAAGUCUGAGGAGUGGAUUACUUGGCUUUCUUGAGUAUCUCGACGUGGGCGUUGCUGAGACAAAAGCAGACGUCAGUCUGCGUCGUGUACUUAGUACUAUAGCAAGUGUAAC
Messenger RNA from Trametes versicolor FP-101664 SS1, 1038 nucleotides. RefSeq lists its product as uncharacterized. Gene Ontology annotation, molecular function: hydrolase activity, acting on ester bonds. Lineage: Eukaryota; Fungi; Basidiomycota; Agaricomycetes; Polyporales; Polyporaceae. The coding region runs from base 1 to 960 and encodes 319 amino acids. The record is from RefSeq and is a predicted model, not a curated record. The transcript has 5 exons.